UUAAGUGGAAAUGACGUCUUAUGUUUGCGAUCGGCUCCGGUCGACGGAGGAAACCUCUCUUAACUCAUUAGCUUCAAGCAUCGUUAUCUCUGCAUUUGUCCCCGCUGUUGCUGCGAUGGUGUGACCACGCUUGCGUCACUUACUAAUCCUGCAAAGAAAAAAAAAAAGGCCGAAUUGCGAACUUUAAAGGGAAGCGGAGAGCGCGGCGAGAGGAGCAGGAACCAUGUCCAGCCGCCUCGCCUUCCAGACCCAGCUGGCCUCCAUCAUGGAGGUCCUGGCUAACGCGGCGGUGGCUGAGAUCUGUAAACUGGUGGACGAUGACUACGCCGUGGUGAGUCUGCAGAUGUCUCAGUGCCAGAGGGAGAACAAGGCUCUGAAGAGGAAGCUGCACCUCCUGGAGCUGAAGAUGGCUCGAGGAAAUGCAGAGAGGAGGCUCCGAGAGAGCGCCAUGAACAGCUGCCGACCCAGGGGACACCUUCACCCGGGAGACAAACCCCGAGAGUCCUCGCCAUGCAUCGGUGGGGUAUUUUCGCAACACGUGAAUGUGACUCUGUGGUCUGGCAGAGCGACUGCUAGGGAUGCAACCAGUGAGCCAGUCCUCUCUGAGCACAUCCAGAGUAAGUCUCCUGACGUGCAGCUGGUGGAGUCGGAGCCCCUGCUCGUGAAGGAGGAGAAGGUGGAGGCCGACAUGUCACAGGAACUGGAGGAAGACGUAACGCUCAUGGGAGACGGUGGAGUGCUGGAACACGUCCCUCACGGAGCUGUGACUCAGAGGCCCAGUCAUGAGCUGCAGGACACCCAGUCCACGUCAAGCCAAUCCCAGAACCAGAUCCAGACGGGCAGGGCGAGGUUCACCGGCAACAGCAGCAACAACAGUAGAGGAGUGGAGAAGGAUGAGGAGCCCGAUGUGGUGCUGGUGAAGGUGGAGGAGGUGAACUUGGCGGCAGAAACUCCAAACCAGACAGACCUCAACGUACAAGAGGGUUUGGUGGAGUCCAGCACAGACGACUACAGAGGAGUGCUGCCGUUUGAUGAAACCACGCACACGUCGUCCAGUCAGAUGUCUGACCUGCAGGACUCUAGGCGAGGCUUCUCAGAGACGGCAGCCUCCCACCAGACCUCUGUGGUAUCAGAAGACACCAAAAGUGUAGUAGUAGUCCAGCCUAUACCUGACACCAAGGCUGCAUCCAGCCCCACCACACAACAACAGCGGCAACACAAAGCAAGUAACAAGCGCCCUCUGAGCUCUGAAUACUCCCUGUUUGACCUUGAAACCUUAUUCACCCAGUGGGCCCCUAGUAACGAGUCGGCAUCAGUCCCGACUGGUCCGUGUUCUUUCACCACUCACGACUUAAAGGACUCUGACCAGGACGGAGUUAUCAUUGUAGAGACCCCACCACAGCCUCAGCACGGGAUUCAGCUGCCACGCACUUUCUCCUCUGCAAUCGGCCGCUUCGGGCCACAAGACGUGCCUACAGGGGUUUCCAUGUCCACGCCUUUGAGGCUGCAGGCUGCAUCUUCUCAGCACCCAUGGGCCAGCACACCAGCCUUGAUGAAGAGUGCGCGGGCUCAGCUGCUGCAGCCUCACUGUGAUGUCAGCAAGAUCUCGCCGCAGCAGCCACAAGGCAUUUCCUCUGCACAGGGCCCACCGAAGAGAACGUCUGCCCGCAACACCAAGGCUGGUAACAUCAGAAGGAUGUCUAGUAGGACUGUGGCUCCGCAGGCCUCUUUACCCGUCAGGGGAUCCACAGCAGAGUUGCCUGGCACUGAGGUAGCCGUUGGUGCGCUGCAUAAAGCCGGCGUUCCGGGUCGCAACAUGAAAAGAAAGGCUACCAGCAGUCUGACUGGUAUGCGCAGGAAGAGCCACGUGUGCCAGUCCUGCGGCAAGGCUUUCCCUGGGCUGUCCAACCUGGAGGCCCAUGAGAGGGUCCACACCGGGGAGAAACCCUUCUGUUGCAGUACGUGUGGGAAAAGCUUCUCGGAGGCUGGGAAUCUGAAGAAGCAUCAGAGGGUUCACACCGGGGAGAAGCCCUUCAGCUGUGACCAGUGCGGGAAAACGUUCGCCUGGAUUUGCAACCUGAGGACACACAAGCAGUCUGCCACAUGUUGUGGAGCGCACGCCAGAGGUGGAUUAAAAAUGCACUAAUGAGUUACCUAAUACCUAACGACCUACCUAAGUACUGUAGAAUGGGAGGGCUUUAAGUUAUCAACCUCCCCUCCUGCGGAGUCCGCUCCUAAUUUGGGUUCGGGAGGCAGGCGCCCUCUCCGCUUGUAAGGCCAGGCUUAAAACUGCUGAUGCUCCCUUCCUCUUUCUCUCUCUAUGCAUUCACGUGCCAUGUGGCAUUGUAUGACACGCCAUUAACCCUGUCUGGAGAUGCACGUUUCCGAUCUGUAGAACCACACGUUUGUCGUACGUGGUCCUGGCCCCACAAACCUGCCCAGUGUUCAUGGCUUACAGCUGUUUAUUCCUACCAGCGGCGUCAUUUACUUAGAAUGUUUGAUUGCGGUUAACCACAUUAUUUUUCACAGUUGGCGAGCCUUUGUUUCUUUGCGUCGGCCGUGUGCCAGCGGAUGAUUUGUGGGACCUGUGUUCCAGGAGCGCUUCAGUUCAGGUCGACGGGGAAUGCAGGUGUUUUUGUUCUUGUUAAAAGAGAACAUCUGGUAGGGCUUUGAAGCUGAACUUUCUGUUCAAGUGACUCCUUUCAUUAUCCUUUUCUGCCGGUUCUCUUUCUUCUUUUUGUACUACAGAGUUUUGCAGUGUAAAAUUAUUUCUCAUCAUCACGCUUAUGACUCUGCUUGCUUUCCACUGCAUGUGCUUUGAUCGGAACGAUCACAGAUGAAAUAUUUCAUUUUUUAGCGCCUUUAACACAUUCAAAGCCCCUACGUAAAUGUUGUGAAUAAUUCUCUAUUUUUUAAUUUUUUUUUAAUCCCUUAUCAACUGCCCAGGCUUCAUGCAUGAACUACUUAUGUGUACUCUUGUUUGCAUCGUGUUUAUAUGGUCCACAUUGCAUGCUUUAUCCAGAUGUAUACAUGAUUUCUGCUGCCUCCUCUCUUCCCUAUUGUUCUGUGUCUCCGUCUGGUUGGCGUCGAGGAGAUGUGUCCCUCCAUCUAAGCUGAUUUAUUACUGUUAAAAGGAGGUCACCUAAGUGCUUAAUCCGGUGGUUUCAGACGCUGGGUUCUGUAAAGCGUCUUGAGACAGUCGCCAAUUAAGCGUUGCCCAAGCUCUUGUUGACGUUCUGUUAUGUCAUUCUGGUCAAACAACUAUUUGGACACGUCAGCCAGUCGUGCAGACUGACUUUGACACAUUGCAUACACAUACUGUAUACACAUAGGUCAUACAAUAAGUGUAAUAAGUGCAGUUUGUAGCUUCAUAUCUCUGUCAGCCAGCUGCUUUUUCACUGGUGUUGUGAAUGCACUAGUGUCGUUUGUGUUUAAUGUUACCUUAUCAUUUAAAAGACAAAACCAGUGGUUUUAACGCUUUAGCUCAUUAGCUUGAAAACAUGUAUUUCACAUUACUACUGACUGCAUCAGGUGUUACACUGUCACAAAUGAUUUUUUUAUUUUUAUUUUAACAGUUCAAAAUGGUCAAUAAGAUUGUUGUUACAAUCUAGCUUUGAGAAACUUCUGGUCGUUACGUUUUCUAUACUUGACUUGUACUGCAUAGGCUAAAAUGUUGUUUGGUCUUCCUCUAAUUUGUUUGCAGGUAGACAAAAGUACUGAUGGAAAAUCAAAAAUGCUAUUCAUAUUAAAGAAAGGCAACUCAGAGAUGUGUGGCGUCAUUGCGACUCUUCCACCAAAUACUACCUGGUGUACUGUCACCGUCGGCCAACUACCUCAGUGGAAACCACACAACAAAGAUAGAACCGUAUCACAGUAAUUUAAAGUGUUCCUGAAGGGGAAUUGUACGGGAAUGAUACAUUAUUACGUGUAUGUUUAAUGCUGUAACAAUGACAAUUAUAAUUAAAAUUAAAAGUGACUUCAAAUCA
Molecule: messenger RNA, 3986 nt
Organism: Mugil cephalus (flathead mullet)
Lineage: Eukaryota; Metazoa; Chordata; Actinopteri; Mugiliformes; Mugilidae
Product: Krueppel-like factor 10
Exons: 8
Coding region: 224-2146 (640 amino acids)
Biological process (GO): regulation of transcription by RNA polymerase II
Molecular function (GO): RNA polymerase II cis-regulatory region sequence-specific DNA binding; DNA-binding transcription factor activity
Source: RefSeq, a predicted model, not a curated record